This is a messenger RNA of Ylistrum balloti, 1203 nucleotides long. Its product is annotated as transcriptional regulator ERG-like. The transcript is spliced from 5 exons. Bases 1 to 1203 code for a protein of 400 amino acids. Gene Ontology annotation, molecular function: sequence-specific DNA binding; DNA-binding transcription factor activity, RNA polymerase II-specific. Gene Ontology annotation, cellular component: nucleus. Gene Ontology annotation, biological process: regulation of transcription by RNA polymerase II; cell differentiation. The record is from RefSeq and is a predicted model, not a curated record. Lineage: Eukaryota; Metazoa; Mollusca; Bivalvia; Pectinida; Pectinidae.
AUGGACCAGGCUAUUUAUUCUCCCGGAAGUCCAUCCGUACAGUUUCCGGUUUACUCCUUGUAUCCCAACUUGCAGCAAGGAUCAUCGCUGCAGCCACUUCCACCUAAAACACUUGGCGCGGAACCAGUGUGUUAUAUACCAAAUGCUUCUCGACAAGAUUACAUCGCUAAAACUAGGAUGAAAUAUGUGCCCAGUAAAACGUUCUGGAAUGAAGGAUCUAAUAAUGAAGUUCCUACCAUGAGAAUGUUCCCACGUGACACUUGGUCAUGUGACCAGUCCUACACUCCAACGGGUCACGUGAGUCAGCAAGCAAAAAUGAAAUGUAGACCCGGAGCUUUACCGUCAUAUAUACCAACAGAUCCGUUGCUAUGGAGGACCGAGGAUGUCCGGAAAUGGCUAGAAUGGAUUAUUCACGAGUACAACAUGAAACAAGUAAACAUGGACUACUUCCGGUGUCUUGACGGAAAACAUCUCUGCUGCCUUACACGUGACCUAUGGUGUAAACUUGUUGGUCAUCAGCACGCAGAUGUCUUUAUGGAAAGUAUCCGCUACCUGAGACAGAAUAGAGUCUUCAUACCGGAAGGCCCCGCCUACAAAUCUAAACCAGAAGGUUACUGUACCCGGCCCACGUAUAAACCGGGUACGUGCGAGUUCUGGCCUCAGCCGUACCGUGCGCCAACCCUCGACUUCCGGUCGGGUGCCGACAGUGAUCCAUACAAAAUAUUCAGUAACGUGUGCCGGAAGUUAUGUCACUCAGGUUCCGGUCAGAUCCAGCUUUGGCAGUUCCUCUUAGAACUUCUGUCAUCAAGUUCUAAUGCUGACUGUAUCACGUGGGACGGAACAGACGGCGAAUUCAAGCUUGUAGACCCAGAUGAAGUCGCGCGCAGAUGGGGAGACCGCAAGUCAAAGCCAAAUAUGAAUUAUGAUAAAUUGAGUCGAGCCAUCCGUUAUUAUUAUGAUAAACACAUUAUGAGCAAAAUUCACGGGAAAAGAUAUACUUACAAAUUUAAUUUUAACAGUCUUUCUAAUAUACUACAAACACAGGAGUCAGACUUCGUAAACACUCAAGGAUUUUUUACAUCAAAUGUGAACCAGCACAGAACUUCAAGGAGCUUACCUCAAGGAUUUCUGGAAUACACCGGCAAAUUCAUAAACUCACUACCUCAUGGAAAUCUCAACCAAUCAGAAAUAAAUAACUGCUAG